AUGGUCUUUCAUAUCGGAAAAGGCAGCUACUUGCCAGCCGUUGAGGCGCCGUGGUUUGGGGGCCCCAGGCUGCUUUCUCCCGAUGCGUUCCGGCAGCUGGACACUCCAGCGGCGCCCUCUCUGUAUGGCAUUGUGCCCAUGGACCUUAUCCACCAGCCUCUACCCAACGUUUGCAGGAUGCCAGACAACGGCAGAUUUGUCCAAAGCCUCUGCCCGGCUCCAAAACCAGCCGACAUGGGCGAUCUCACGAAGUUUGCGUAUCAGCAGCCGUCCGACCAAUGCCACCACCCGAUCUCGGACGAGUUAGAGAGCGAAGCGCUUUCUAAGGUUAUGGACAUGCACUGUGCCUCGACGCCCAACCCCACAAAGACAAAGGACGUCAAGCACAAUAAGCUUGCACCUGGCGCAAAGGAGGUUAACUUCACCACGGCCGUGGACACGCUCAUGAAGGCCAUUCAGAAGCGGAGCAACUCCGACCAGAAUGCGGAUUUGACGCCUUCUGUCACGCCUGAGUCACCACAGUAUCUGCGCCAGUCUCAAGGCGACUCGACCGUGAUUGUGGCCGCCCGGCCCUCGGCCGAGGAGGCCGCGAAGUCAACAAAAACCAUGAAUGCAAGAAAACAUGUAUGCGAUGUUGACGGCUGUGGCAAGUCCUUUUACCAGAGUGCACAUCUCCACACCCACAAACGCGCUCACACAGGUGAGAAGCCAUACGUGAGUACUCACCGUUCAUUUCCAGUCAGCCCCAGCUAA
Messenger RNA from Colletotrichum chrysophilum, 753 nucleotides. RefSeq lists its product as uncharacterized. Gene Ontology annotation, biological process: regulation of transcription by RNA polymerase II. The coding region runs from base 1 to 753 and encodes 250 amino acids. Gene Ontology annotation, molecular function: DNA-binding transcription factor activity, RNA polymerase II-specific; RNA polymerase II cis-regulatory region sequence-specific DNA binding. The transcript has a single exon. NCBI's taxonomy places the organism in Eukaryota, Fungi, Ascomycota, Sordariomycetes, Glomerellales, Glomerellaceae. The record is from RefSeq and is a predicted model, not a curated record.